This is a messenger RNA of Trichomonas vaginalis G3, 1458 nucleotides long. Its product is annotated as cyclin-dependent kinase inhibitor 2C-related family. The record is from RefSeq and is a predicted model, not a curated record. The coding region runs from base 1 to 1458 and encodes 485 amino acids. NCBI's taxonomy places the organism in Eukaryota, Parabasalia, Trichomonadida, Trichomonadidae. The transcript has a single exon. Gene Ontology annotation, molecular function: protein binding.
AUGGAUCUUCAUACAGGAAAUACAAUUUACCGAGCAAUUAUGUAUAAUGACUUAGAAAGAUUCAUCCAAUCCACCGAAAAUGAUGGAUUUGAUAAAGAUCAAACGCUUAAAAGCGAUUUAUAUCCGCUUGAUAGAAGGUUUUCAUUACUUGAAUUAUGUUGUUAUUAUGGAGCAGUUGAUUGUUUCAAGUUAUUAAGAUCUAAAUUUAAGUCAGAAAUAUCUUAUACAUGUCUAGAAUUUUCAUUUUUAGGCGGAAAUCAAGAGAUCAUGAAUGAAUGUUUGAAAUAUCAAGAGCCACACGAAGAAUGCAUGAAAUAUUCAAUUAUUUCACACAACAUCGAUUUUGUUACAUUCUUGAUGAAUGAACACAAUAUAGAGAUCGAUUUAGAUUAUUGUGCAAAAUAUAAUAAUCUUGAAGCAUUUUUAGUUUAUUAUGAUCAAACUAAUUUUAUUAACAAAUGCCUUGUUUAUUCAACGAUGUUUAAUAUUCCUUCUGUUUGUGAAUAUCUCUUAUCACAUGGUGCGAAUAUCAACGAAAAAGAUAAUAAUGGGAAAACCGCUCUUCACUUUGCAGCACGUGAGAAAAGUAAAGAAACAGUUGAACUUCUUAUUUCACAUGGUGCAAAUAUCAAUGAAAAAGAUAAUAAUGGAGAAACCGCUCUUCACCUUGCAGUACAUCUUAAUAGUAAAGAAACAACAGAGCUUCUUAUUUCACAUGGUGCAAAUAUCAAUGAAAAAGAUAAUAAUGGGAAAACCGCACUUCAUAAAGCAGCAUUAUAUAAUAGAAUAGAGACUGCCGAACUUCUUAUUUCACAUGGCGCAAAUAUCAAUGAAAAAGAUAAAAAUGGAGAAACCGCUCUUCAUAAAGCAGCAUCUGUCAAAAAUCCAAAAAUGGUUGAACUUCUUAUUUCACAUGGUGCAAAUAUCAAUGAAAAAGAUGUAAAACAAGGAACAUCUCUUCAUUAUGCAGCAGGAUUUAAUAGAAUAGAGACUGCCGAACUUCUUAUUUCACAUGGUGCAGAUAUCAAUGAAAAAGAUAAAUGGGGAGAAACCGCUCUUCAUAAAACAGCAUUAUGUAAUUGUAAAGAAACAGCUGAACUUCUUAUUUCACAUGGCGCAAAUAUCAAUGAAAAAGAUAAAAAUGGAGAAACCGCUCUUCAUAAAGCAGCAUCUGUCAAAAAUCCAAAAAUGGUUGAACUUCUUAUUUCACAUGGUGCAAAUAUCAAUGAAAAAGAUAAUAAUGGAGAAACCGCUCUUCAUAAAGCAGCAUUAUGUAUUGGUAAAGAAACAACAGAGCUUCUUAUUUCACAUGGUGCAAAUAUCAAUGAAAAAGAUAAUAAUGGGAAAACCGCACUUCAUAAAGCAGCAUUAUGUAUUGGUAAAGAAACAGCUGAACUUCUUAUUUCACAUGGCGCAAAAAAUUCUUUUUCUGAUAUUUUCAAAGAUGAAUUUCAUUAG